CACUCUUAACACAACACAUUUACGUGAUCGUUUCUUCGGUCUUUGGCUGCCGCCUGAGAAAAAAGACUUUGUCGGAGGGUCGAUCCAGAUAAAACCGGCCAGAAUAAAAGUGUGGGCGGCGAAGCAACCCCCCUGUGGCCACAGACAGACUGUGACUUUAAAGGACAGCGGUGAAUCGGUGUGUGAGCCCGAAAAGCCUCAACAUCCCUAACGUGACAUUCUCUCGGUCUACGUUAGCCUCCGCUUUCUAAGUACGGCAAACGUUUUGAUUCACUUCGGGACUCGCCGGAGUUUUUCUUUGUUUAUUUGUUUGUUUGUUUGUUUGCUUUUUUUGUUUCCAUUCCCGAGGUCGUCAUCCAUCAACAUGUGAGGCUGGCCGGGAUGAGAGGAGGAUGGCAAACGGGGUUGGAAAACACAAGCUGCUCGUGAUUGGACCCACAGAACCAUGGUCGGUGAGGGAGAAGCUGUGUUUGGCCACGUCUGUCAUGACGAGCGGCGACCAGAACUGGGUCUCCGUCAGUAGAGCCAUCAAACCCUUUGCGGAGCCUGGACGACCACCGGACUGGUUUUCCCAGAAGCACUGCGCCUCCCAAUAUUCCGAGCUCCUGGAAGCCACAGAGUCUCCAAAGAGGAAGCGCGGCGAGAAGGGCGAGGUGGUGGACACGGUGGAGGACGUGAUUGUGCGGCGACUGACGACAGACCGGAUCGAAGAACUGAAGAGGUUGAUCAGAGAGACUCAGGAGAAGCACAGGAAACUGAAGAGAGAAGCUGAGUUGAUCCAGGCCGGACAUCUGGACUCCAAACUGGAAGAGAUAUGGCACGAAAUCCAACAGAAGAAGAAGCUGGAGGAGGAGGAGGCAGAAGUGAGAAGGAGAAGCACAGAUGCUGCUUUUCGGGCCAGACAGGUGGCCAAGAACACACACAAGCGAGUGUGUGGCGCCGACAUGAACUCCCCCUCAGGCUGUAGCUCCCCAAACCAGGACCUGUCCCCCGGCGACCCACUGGACCACCUGACGCUGGACUUUACGGCCACAAAGAACGCUCCAGCAUCGCUCCGGUCGAUGACCUUCUCCGAGUCACCUGGACUUGGUGCCGACGACCUGUUUGUUAAUGGGUCACCUCUGGAUGACCCCGGCCAGAAGAAAGUCCUGUGCCAGAGGUCCACGCCCCCGCCCUCCCCCCUGCUGUCAGAGCUACUGAAGAAAGGCAGCCUCCUGGCCUCCAAGUCCAGAACGAUUGGUGAUGGCGACCUGUCGGCCUGUGGCAUGAUGGGAGCAGCUGACCUGGCUCUGACCAGUCCACCUCUGCCUCGGGUCACAGCAGGGGCUCCGAUGUUGUCCCGUCUGUUGGAGGCCGGCCCCUCACAGUUCUCUGCUCCGUUGAGUUUCAUGGCUGGUACUGACCUGACCUCUGCCCCCGUGACCUCCACCCCCCCUCUGCCUGUGGACGCCACCUGUGCAGCCAGUACAGGGCUCGGUGAGGACGAUGACGGUGUCCCGUACAUGGGAGACGAACUGGACCUGAAGACCGUUGGAGACAUCAUCGCCAUCAUCGAAGACAAGGCAGAUGACGCUGCAGAGGCGUUGGACGCCGCUGCGGUUGAAGCUGCUCUGUCCUUGUGUGAGGACAACGGUCACGCUCUGUCCGGUGCCUGGGACACGGGGCCCUUCCAGGGGCCUCACCCGUCUGUCCCCGCUGUGGUCCCACGGUCCUCGUCUUCUCUCCUCUGUGGUCUGGAGAAACAGACGGAGGAGCUGCACGCCCAGGACCACGCCCAGGACCACGUCCAGGACCACGCCCAGGCCUCACUGUCGUCCCUGUGCAGCGGCCAGGGCCACUGUCCAACCGCGUUCCCCCUGGAGGUCCACGCAGGUACUGCCGCUCCACAUGGUGAGUCGGUGCGACGCAGUGAGGAGUCGGGUCCAUCAGAGCCGACCACAGACUGUGGCCCAGAAAAAUGGGGCGAUCAGAACCUCAGCUACGGUGGAGACUUGACUUUUGAAAACGGCCGACUGACAGUGAGGCAUCUCAGGGAGGGGGCGCCAGAAAAUGGAAUCAACGUCGGUCAGAGAGACGUGGACUCAGGGGCCAGAGGAGACGAGGAGGUCAACGGGGCCGAGGAAGACGACGGCGACGCGGCCGAGGGCUUCCUGUCAGAGCCGGACGGCGAGAUGGAACCGGCGGCCAGUGAGAGCGAGGACGGCUGCAGCCUGCACACGGCCUCCUCCUCCCUGCAGCUGCUCACCACCGCUGACUCCAGCCCCAGCAGCCCCGCACCGUGUCGUAGUUCUAUGUGCAGCGAGGACCUGGAGGCGCAGCAGGCUCACAAGAUCUGGAAAAAGUCCAUCAUGUUAGUGUGGCGUGCCGCAGCCAAUCACAGGUAUGCAAACGUCUUCCUGCAGCCAGUGACGGAUGAAAUCGCCCCGGGGUAUCACAGCAUCGUCCACAGGCCCAUGGACCUGGCCACCAUCAAGAAGAACAUCGAGAGCGGUUUCCUGCGGACCACGGCGGAGUUCCAGAGGGACAUCAUGCUGAUGUUCCAGAACGCCGUCAUGUACAACAGUCUGGACCACGACGUCUACCACAUGGCCGUGGAGAUGCAGCGCGACGUCCUGGAGCAGAUCCAGCAGUUUCUGGCCACGCAGCUCAUCAUGGAGACCGCCGAGUCCGGCAUCAGCGCCAAGAGCCUGAGGGGCCGCGACAGCACGCGCAAACAGGAGUCCACUGACAAGGACUCCGUCUCCAUGUCCUCCCCUGCCUUCCUACUCUCUCUCUUUGACGGAGGCACCAGGGGGCGCCGUUGUGCCAUAGAAGCUGACCUGAAGAUGAAGAAAUGAUGGUGGAGUCUUUGGCAAAAUAAAAUAAAGUGUCCCAGAGCUGCAGGAGGAAAGACGUGGGCUGUGGACCCUGAGUGGCCCACAUCCUAACUCUACUUCAGGACAACAGACGUGGGCUGUGGACCCUGAGUGGCCCACAUCCUAACUCUACUUCAGGACAACAGAUGUGGGCUGUGGACCCUGAGUGGCCCACAUCACCUAACUACUUCCUGUGCCACAUAACCUUUAUUUGCACUCCAGAUUAUUUAGCUGGAGGGUGGAGGUGGAGGAGGUGGAGGAGGAAUUGGGACAUGGAUUAUUGUGUCAGUGUGUAAUCCCAGAUUAGAGCGGGGACAUUCAAGGAGACCAGAAGGUCAAAGGUCGGAUGUUCUGCCCUGAACUUCAUCAGGUCACACAGUCGGAUGAGGAGGAAGUUACUUCCAGGUUCUGGAAUGCUGGAAUUCAGUCUGUGGUUUGGUUCGAUCACAUGAAUUGGGGAGAAAAAAAUCAAUAACUGAUGGAUCAAUAUUUGAACUUCUCACUCUCCACCUUCUUGUUUUUGAUCUGACUGCUCGUCCUGAUAAAUUUACCGCUUCAAAAGUGAUUAUAAAAAACUAGCUAACUAGCUAACAGCCUAUCAUUGUUAGCAGAAACAGGCAGCUCUGGCCACUGGUCUGAACCAGAGGUGGUGAUGAAAACUCACGGAGGCCGGUCUGUGGGUCUGUGGGUCUGUAGGUCUGUGGGUCUGUGGGUCUGUGGGUCUGUGGGUCUGGACUCCAGGACAGUUCUGUAGUUAGUCCCAGUCCAACCCUGGACGGUCCAGAGUUGCAUGGUGAAAACCUUAACAUUUCAUGUCAUGUUUUUAAAAAUGUAUUUUUUCUAUUUUAAGAUGGACUUCUUCUGUCUGUCCUACAGUUCCUGUGAAUCGGUGAAUCGGUACCUCGGUGAAUCGGUACCUCGGUGAAUCGGUACCUCGGUGAAUCGUCCUGUUUACAGUUGUCAGUGAGAGUAGAAACUGUUCAGACUGUGACACGGAUGAAACCAGUCAGGCUGUUGUACAUGAAGUGCCCCCAACCGGCUGUGGUCAACUUGAACUUCCAAGUAUUUCCUGUGUGCCAAUGCUAACAGCGUUAGCAGAACCGUUAGCAUCCUAAUCCAGCGGUUUAACCGAUCUUCUCAGUGUUUGUUUGGUUUUCUGGAAAAAAAAAGUGAACGUUUGAUGAAAAAAAGUUAGAUUUAUGUUCUGGUGAUUUUCAGAACAUUUUAAACUUAAUGGAAACAGACCUGUUGCCAGGAAACUCACCUGACACUGCCGGCACCUGGGAGGAAGGACCCAGGCUUUCAGUGUUUCCUCCCCGCCAAAUUAAAAGUCUAAAGAGAAACAUGCAAAAAAAUAAAAA
Cynoglossus semilaevis (tongue sole) is the source of this 4216-nucleotide messenger RNA. Its product is annotated as bromodomain-containing protein 8-like. Gene Ontology annotation, cellular component: NuA4 histone acetyltransferase complex. The transcript is spliced from 20 exons. Lineage: Eukaryota; Metazoa; Chordata; Actinopteri; Pleuronectiformes; Cynoglossidae. The record is from RefSeq and is a predicted model, not a curated record. Gene Ontology annotation, molecular function: protein binding. The coding region runs from base 393 to 2837 and encodes 814 amino acids.